CCAGCGCUGCGGCCCGAGCAGGCGGUCGCCCUCCUGGCGUACACCCUGCAGGGUCCCCUGCACCGGGCGUUCAACGCGGCCGUGCGCGAGGCCGGGCGCUCCCGCGGUGAAUACCUGGGUGCCUUCCACUUCAAGGCGCUGCAUUUCCUCCUGAGCGAGGCCCUGCAUGCCCUGCAGGACGCCCAGCCCCAUCGCUGCCACCGCGUCUACCGGGGUGUCCGGGGCAUCCGCUUCACUGCCCAGCGCCGCCAAUCCAUCCGCUUCGGUCACUUCACCUCCGCCUCCCUCCGGAACGAGAGCACCCUGCCCUUCGGCCAGGACACCUUCUUCUCGGUGGAGACCUGCUACGGCGUCCCCAUCAGGGACUUCUCCUUCUUCCCUGAGGAGGAGGAGGUCCUCAUCCCACCCUACGAGAGCUUCGAGGUCACCAACUACACCCGCGACGGGGACAGAGCCCUCAUCCAGCUCCGCUCCCAGGCCGUGCUCAGCACCUACAACUGCGAGUUGGUGAAAGAGAAGAGAUGCAAGAGCCGGCCGUGCGUCUUCAGUGCAG
This is a messenger RNA of Phaethon lepturus (White-tailed tropicbird), 553 nucleotides long. It is a transcript of the gene ART1, whose product is annotated as ADP-ribosyltransferase 1. The transcript has 2 exons. NCBI's taxonomy places the organism in Eukaryota, Metazoa, Chordata, Aves, Phaethontiformes, Phaethontidae. The annotation marks the transcript as partial. Gene Ontology annotation, molecular function: NAD+ poly-ADP-ribosyltransferase activity; NAD+-protein-arginine ADP-ribosyltransferase activity. The record is from RefSeq and is a predicted model, not a curated record.